Messenger RNA from Anopheles coustani, 792 nucleotides. RefSeq names its product dynein light chain 1, cytoplasmic. NCBI's taxonomy places the organism in Eukaryota, Metazoa, Arthropoda, Insecta, Diptera, Culicidae. The coding region runs from base 208 to 477 and encodes 89 amino acids. Gene Ontology annotation, cellular component: cytoplasmic dynein complex. Gene Ontology annotation, molecular function: dynein light intermediate chain binding; dynein intermediate chain binding. Gene Ontology annotation, biological process: cilium assembly; microtubule-based process. The transcript is spliced from 3 exons. The record is from RefSeq and is a predicted model, not a curated record.
GUCGCGUUCCGCAAGCAGUCAGAGUACGGAAAGCAGCAGCGCGAGUAGCGAGAACGUAACCUGCGUACGAAGUGUGAUCUCGUGUUUCCACGAAACAUUGGUGAUAAUCAUUUAAAGUAGUCGAAACGGAGUACAAAUACUAGACGGUCUUCGUCUUCUUCACCUUCGUCGCCAUCCAGAACAAACAGAACCAAUAGCUCUAAAAAAAUGGGUGACCGCAAAGCCGUGAUCAAGAAUGCCGACAUGGGCGAGGAAAUGCAGCAGGAUGCGGUGGAUUGUGCAACACAAGCGCUGGAAAAAUAUAACAUAGAAAAGGACAUUGCUGCCUACAUAAAGAAAGAGUUUGAUAAGAAGUACAACCCCACCUGGCACUGCAUCGUCGGCCGAAACUUCGGAUCGUACGUGACGCACGAAACGCGCCACUUUAUUUACUUCUAUCUCGGCCAGGUCGCUAUCCUAUUAUUUAAGAGCGGUUAGAUCACAAAAUUAGCUAAGUAUCUCCGGGCUUCAUCGUUUGUGCGGAUGGUGGAGCUGUAUUGGAAAAAAACACUUCGGAACAACAGGACUGGACGAGUGGAUGGUCGCGCGGAAAGGACAAACAACAAACACAAUGCCGUUUGAAACCAGUUGCUUGGUGUGGUGGUGAUGAGUAGAAUAAGUGGAUGAACGCGGUACCCGAAGUACAACUAGAAAUCGUGUGUUUGAAAUUUUGAGGAACGAAUCUGAUGCCUCUAUUAGAUGAUGCGGAUCCCCGGCGGAACGACCAGCUUCUGGAGAAAGAGAGAGAGAGAG